CCCUCCGCCACCGCCUGCUUGUCAAACCGAGCCUCCUCCCCCGCUUUGCUGUCCCCUCCCAGCGGGUCUCCCUCCCUUUGCCACUGCAGUGAAAGCCUCGGUAAAGGAGCGAGAGAGAGGGAGAGAGAGAGAGAGAGCGCGAGCCAGAGAAGAGAGCCUGAAGCUGGGUUUAAAGCCAGGACGAGACCUCAGAGUAGCACCUCAACCGUGUUUUUUUUUUUUGUUGUAUUUCUCGCCUCAGCUCGGCGGCCUACAGACUCCCCCCCUGUUGCACCUCCUUUCCGUUCACAUCGCCUGGAUUUCAUCAUCCGACCUGCAAGAUGGGAAAUGAAGCCAGUUACCCCCUGGAGAUGUGCUCACAUUUCGAUGCUGAUGAGAUUAAGAGGCUAGGGAAGAGGUUUAAGAAACUCGACCUAGAUAACUCCGGCUCGCUCAGCGUGGAGGAGUUCAUGUCGCUGCCGGAGCUACAACAGAACCCACUGGUGCAAAGGGUUAUCGACAUAUUCGACACGGACGGGAACGGAGAGGUGGACUUUAAAGAGUUCAUCGAGGGAGUCUCGCAGUUCAGCGUCAAGGGAGACAAGGAGCAGAAGCUUCGGUUCGCUUUCAGGAUCUACGACAUGGACAAGGAUGGCUACAUCUCCAACGGCGAGCUCUUCCAGGUGCUGAAGAUGAUGGUAGGCAACAACCUGAAGGACACGCAGCUCCAGCAGAUCGUGGACAAGACCAUUAUCAACGCAGACAAGGACGGAGACGGCAGGAUAUCCUUUGAAGAGUUCUGUGCAGUGGUCGGCGGUCUCGAUAUACACAAAAAGAUGGUGGUGGACGUGUGAGCGCUCCUCCGCUCGCUGAAUCUCCCCCCUUCCUCCUCGACACUCGCUUUCUCCACCAUCUCUGAAGAUCUGCUCAAGACGUCCGGCAAAACGCUCUCUGUGUAACUCAAUGGAAGUAUUCUCUCUCUCUCUCUCUCUCUUUCUCUUAAUCUCUCUCUCUCUCUCUCUCUCUCUGUGAAGCCACUUUUUCUUUCACAAACCACAGGCCUCGCCAAGCCAACUCUGAAGUGUUAUUGAACUGUAAAUCCUCUCAAUAACCCGGUCGUAGCACUUUAACAGACUGAAGGACAUCGAUUUGUCAUUUGCAAGAGCAUCUGAUUUUUGGAUGAGGGGGGAGAAAGUGGAGGGAAAAAGGGGGGGGCGCAGUGAAGAGGCUGGUUGGCUUGUUCAUAUUUCAUCCUUUUUCUUUUUUUUUUUUUGUUAAUUGUUAUUUUUGAUAUUUAUUUUUUUGUUCUUGUCUUUUAUAAAGAAGAAAAAAAAAAAACAAGUAUAUCUACGGUUGUCUGGUGAGAGGAAGUGUAUAGUAUAUUAACACUUUGACUUACAGUACAACUAGGAAAGUAGGGUAUGAAGUGCCAACCAGAACAUAUCCAGAAACCAGUCCAAGUUAUUACCUAUUAUCACCGCUUUCAUUCACGCCGGACAAACUGGCCUGUGACACUUCCGACUGCGAGUCACGCGAGAUCCAAAACUAAACUUGAGAUUUUUCUGACUUUUUGUCCUCUGCUUUAAGCUUUUACACACGAGCAGUUUGGAUUAGACCAGUAAUGCUUCCGCUCUCACUCUUCGGAAAAGCAAUUCAUGUUUUUCCUGUUUUGUUUUUUUUUUGUAAUACGGUUGCUAGUUUUAUUUAUACUUUAAAAAAAAAAAAAACAUGUUUAUAUUGUUGGAGAGAAUCCUGUCAUGAUAUUAUAGGUAGAUUAAUUAAUGCCAAGAAAAUGUCUUCCCAAAAAAAAAAGAAUUUGUGGCUGCAGGCUUAUAUAUGGUUUACUCUUGGUGAAGCAUUUUGCGUUUUAACAGUGUGCAUCCGUAAGACAAUCUCCAAUGCAAAGAAUAUCUCUGCACUCACACUGACAAAUGAACUUUAGAGAAUUUUAAGAUUUUUUUUUUUUUCUUUUAUGUUAUAAGAAGAGACGAUUGAUGAACUUGGCUAAGAACUGAGAACACAGUGAUAGUUUUGAGAGUGAAUAAUGUUGAGAAUAUACACUGUUUGUGCUAGUUUAUAGCAAUUUAAGAGAUUUAUCUGCAGGCAGCGUUUUUUUUUUUGUUUUUGUUUUUUUUUAAACCAAUAUGUGUAUAUUAGGUAAUGAAUGUGUGCUCAUUAUCUUUAACAGCGAGAGGAGGCAGCUUCGUGUCUGCUUUUUUAAUGAGCCCUUCUGGAUAUUUACCUUACUCAGCACAGCGCAGGACGGGUCAGAGUCUUCUUUAGUGCAACAGGAACACUUAAAAUCUUAACGCGUUGGCAUGAUCAGUGUGCAAUGGGAUAGGCUGUAUAUUGUAGGUUUUUUUUUUUUUUUUUAAAACGUGUACAUUUCAAAAAGUUGGCUUCUUCUCCCACUUCUUCUUUUUUUUUCUGUCACAAUAAACCUCAUUUUCUCCCCCCUCCCACCCACUGAAACCAACAGGGAGAAAAAAAAAUCAUAAAUUCAACCAAAUUCUACUUUCUGAGGGAAAAAUGCUUCCUACUAUAAACGGCAUCGGGAUAGCUUUUUUUUUUUGUUUUGUUUUUGUUUUUGCUUCGGAGGCCGACUGCUGGUUUUGAACAAGAGUUUUCAGUCAGAGAUGUGAAUCUGGAGCGCCCUGUUGUCCCUUAUCCCAAAGCUCUGCACGGCUUGGGCCUCCCUGUGCUUGCAUGACAUGGAAAUAUAUUUUUUGUUGUGCAUGUAGAUCAAUUUUUUGAAAUAAUCCUCUUGUUUACACAUGGAUGGUGAUGUUAAUAUAUUUAAAGAAUUUAAUGGUAUACAAUAUGGAUGUUGCCAAACUUUGGUAAAUGUACACAUAUUAUGAGAGGUAAUCCAAAUGAACUACAUGUAACUUUUUGUAUUUUACCCGGGUCAGCGAGAUGCUUCUAUUCCAGUAAAGUUGCAUAUCUGAUCCUGUCUCAAACUGCCACACACUGUACUCAGCUUAAAGGGGAAAAUUUUUGAUGUUUUUUUUUUUUGUUUGUUUUUUUUCUUUUGUAUAUAAGUAUUUGUUAAAUGCAGUUCUGGCUCUCUGUUCUCUGUAUAGUUCAGACCACGCUUUAGUUUGUAAGUGCUACUUUUUCUGAGGGACUUGGGUUCUUUUUAGUUUGUGUGGGGAUAUCUUAAAAAAAAAAAAAGAUUUAAGUUUAAGAACUUUUUUUUUUUUUUUUCCUUUUUCUGCAUGCUGCAUCAUAUGCUGUGGGACUGUUGGAAACUUGAUACUGUAUGAGAAUUAAAUAAAAUUUAAAUAAACUUUGAAAUGUUGAAAGUAAAA
Messenger RNA from Thunnus maccoyii (southern bluefin tuna), 3290 nucleotides. RefSeq names its product protein phosphatase 3, regulatory subunit B, alpha a (gene ppp3r1a). Bases 321 to 833 code for a protein of 170 amino acids. NCBI's taxonomy places the organism in Eukaryota, Metazoa, Chordata, Actinopteri, Scombriformes, Scombridae. The record is from RefSeq and is a predicted model, not a curated record. The transcript has 6 exons. Gene Ontology annotation, molecular function: calcium ion binding; calcium-dependent protein serine/threonine phosphatase regulator activity.